AUGAUCGGGUUCUCUGUUCUAAACUGGGGCCAAGGGGCUGCGGCAUCACCGGGCACUUUCCUCACUCAGCACAGCCCGGCUGGAUGGCCCAGCCACUUGGCAGAAGGCGAGGCGGGUGCGUACCACCACUUCAUGUACGGGCCCGCCUCGGAAACGAUGGAGAUGGAUCUGGACGGCCCCGAAUACUACUGCACGGGGCCGAUAGUUCCAGACGUGCCGAUGACUCCCCCGCCGGACACCGCCUGCCCAGAUAUCAGCAUGGGGUGCGGGGAGUGGCAGCACCGCGGCGACGGCACACCGUUCCUGCCGUCACCCACGAGCACAGAGACGUCGGGGUCCGCCGCACGCAGACGGCGGCGCCACCGCCGCCACAGCAAGGACGGCUGCGUCGACUUUGACGCGCCGCCGAAGCCCCUGACGGGCGGUCUGGGCCGGGCGCUGGACCAAAAGCGCGCCCGGACGUCGACCACGACGAUAACCGAGAACUCCCGAGACGCGCGCGGCGGCGACAGCUCGAGACGAUGCCCAGGGAGGCACGCGCAGCUGGCGCUGUGCCUGGGAGGCAUCGAGCGGCUCGAGGAGCUGGAGCGGGGCGACCCGAUGACGGGGCUCGAGUGGACCGGCGCGAUGCUGGUCCUCGAGGAGCAAGCCGCCUGCUGCUCAAUGCCGGGGAUGAUCGUCAAGAGGGCCGACGGGAGCGGCGCAGGCAACGCGGGGUGGCCGCUCGGAGGAGCCACCACCUGCUGGGGAGCCGUCGCCGUCGGCGUGGCUAACAGGCAACAGCAGGUGGAGGGCGAGGAGAUGGACUGGGACGCCUCAGAGCCGGAGCCGGAGCCGGAGCCGGAGCCGGAGCCAGCGCCCGCGCCGAAGCUUCCGCAGCUCGCGCAGCAGGAUUUUCCGGAAGAACACAAGGACAAGGUCUGGCUGGAGUUUGACGAGCGUAUAGCCGCAAAUCCAAGCCAGGACCUGCAGUCAGAACCGGACCUGCAGUCUGCACCGGACCUGCAGUCUGCACCCGACCGCCAGCAGGCCGAGAGGCAGCUAGAGGCCGGGCAUCGCGAGGCAGACCGGAAGCUCGAGGAAGACCGGCAGCUCGAGGAAGACCGGCAGCGGGAGGUAGACCGGCAGCUUGAGGCAGACCGGCAACUCCACGCAGACCGGCAGCUUCAAGCACAGCAGCAGCUCCUGGUAGCGCAGCAGCGAUACAAACAGCUGCAGCUAGAGGCGGAGCAGCAGCUCCAGGAACAGGAGCGGCGAGAGGAAGAGGAGCAGCUCCAGAUAGAGCAGGAGCUGAUGGCCGAGCUGGACCGAGCAGACGCGCAGCCAGUGCCAGAGCUGCAACAACCGGAACCUCAGCCAGAGGAAAGCUGGCACUCAGAGCUGGACUUGACGCAGAAGCUCAGAGCUGGACUUGACGCAGAAAGCUGCCGGAGUCACCGCCGCCGGAAGUCACAGCUGCCGGAAGACCAGCAGCCGCAAGCUGAGCCGCAGCAUGCGGCAGCGCCCGAACCAGAGCCGGAGCGGCAGCGGUUGACGCCGUCGCCGCCCCCUGUGGAAUUCGGGCCGGCCUGGCCCCCUCCCGCCAUCUAUUGCGACGACGACGAGGAGUACGAUGGCCAGCACGGUUGGGGGGCGACCGGCUUCAAGGGCCGUUCCCCGAGACGAUCGCCGUCGCCUGCGCCUGAGCCCGAACCCUGGGAUUUGUGGACCCCGGAGGAGGCAGCAAUGCACGAGGCCAAAGCGAAGGCCGAAAUGGAGGAGUGGUUCCUCCAGAUGGACAUGGAAGACAGCAUGAACGCGAUGCUGAACCUCGGCCUCUAA
Messenger RNA from Cordyceps fumosorosea ARSEF 2679, 1821 nucleotides. RefSeq lists its product as hypothetical. The coding region runs from base 1 to 1821 and encodes 606 amino acids. NCBI's taxonomy places the organism in Eukaryota, Fungi, Ascomycota, Sordariomycetes, Hypocreales, Cordycipitaceae. The record is from RefSeq and is a predicted model, not a curated record. The transcript has 3 exons.